Molecule: messenger RNA, 1752 nt
Organism: Mizuhopecten yessoensis (Yesso scallop)
Lineage: Eukaryota; Metazoa; Mollusca; Bivalvia; Pectinida; Pectinidae
Product: sialin-like
Exons: 12
Coding region: 137-1702 (521 amino acids)
Biological process (GO): transmembrane transport; monoatomic anion transport
Molecular function (GO): transmembrane transporter activity
Source: RefSeq, a predicted model, not a curated record
UUAAAAGCAUAACCUACGGAUACUGAUUAAUUGUGAAUCAUAGUCCAGUUAACAUCGAACUGUAUAAGGAUAUAGAUGGAAAUCAAGCAUAAAUCUCCAAAACAGACUGAGUAGACACUCCUGGAAAUCUGUAAAUAUGACAUCUGUAAAUUACGAAUUGGGCGAGAAAGGUAAACCACUAGAGGAAUCGGAACAAAUACCCGUACACACAGGAUAUGGAGCAAGACACACUUUUACAAUUUUAUCUUUUAUCGGUUACUUUAACCUGUAUGCUCUUCGGCACAACCUUAGCAUUGCUAUGGUAGCUAUGGCAAACCACACAGACAGCAUCUCAAAUCCAAACACAUCCGCUUCUUGGGAGUGUCCAGAUCCGGUUAACAACGUUACAACAAAACCAACAGCCAAUAAGGCUAUGGAUUUUGACUGGGAUGAAGCUACCCAAGGGCUCAUUCUCAGCUCCUUUUUCUAUGGAUACGUUGCUACACAGAUACCAGGAGGAAUGUUGUCGGAGAGGUUUGGCGGAAAACAUCUCGUUGGAUUUGGAAUAUUGAUCAUGGCAAUACUGACCAUAUUGACCCCUCUUGUUGCUGCUGAGUUCGGCACGUGGGCACUCAUUACCACUAGGGUGAUUGAGGGAUUAGUUUCGGGCGCAGCGUUCACAGCCAUAGCGAAUAUGCAAGGAAAAUGGACACCAGAAAUGGAGAGAACUUUACUUACCGCUACUGCAAACGCUGGUGCGUUCGUAGGGAAUGUUGUCGUGUUACCGGUAACGGGUUAUCUAUGUAGCUCAUUCUUCUUGGGAGGUUGGCCUGCUAGCUUUUAUAUUUUCGGUGGUAUCGGAUGCCUUUGGUUUCUUUUUUGGCAUUUUCUUAUAUACGAAACUCCUGGCACUCAUCCCCGAAUUUCAUCUAAAGAACGAAAAUACAUAGAAAGUACAGCUGGACAAAGAGCAAAUAAGAGCUAUCCGAUACCUUGGAAAGGUAUUCUGACGACACCAGCGAUAUGGGCCAUUAUGUUUGCAGCAUUUUUCCAUUCGUGGGGCUUCUAUAUAAAUACCACAGUAAUGCCAACAUACAUGAACAAGAUACAAAAGUUUAAUAUCACACAGGAUGGUUUAUUGAUGGCCAUUCCAAAUCUAAUGACGGUGUUUACAGGAUUAUUUGGCGGCUGGCUAGCAGAUCAUAUGCGGCGUAGUAGAUGUCUCUCGACAAUCGCCGUCCGAAAACUGUUUACCUCUGUCGGUCUACUUUCGGCUGCCCUCUGCCUCCCUUUAAUGCCGUUAGCUGGAUGUGACCACGUGGUUAUCGUUACCCUGACCGUUGUGGGAAAUGGCAUGAUGGGUUUUUGUGCGGCGGGUUUCUAUGUUAACUUCCUAGACAUUGGUUUCAAUUUUUCAGGGAUCUUGAUGGGACUUAUCAACUUUUCCUCAAAUGUAGCAGGAGUUAUAUCCCCUUACUUUGUAGGAGUUCUCACUAACAAUAAUGAAACUAUGCAACAGUGGCAGACGAUAUUUUACGUAUCUAUGGCUUUUUACGUGGCUGGGACAUUGACGUUUCUGGUGUUCGGUAAAGGCACUGAGGCUGAAUGGAACAAAAUACCAAGCGAUAACAGGACAAUAAAGGACCCCAAUCCCGAUACAAUUGUUCAAUGUGAUGUAAUUGCGGAAAAGAUGCUUACACAUCAUAUUAUGAUCGAUUUCUGAGCCCUUAUACCACGACUCGACGUCAUCAUACAAACGUCUGUAGUCCCUCG